GAAAUACAAGAGGAAUAACUCUAUCGUACAUUCGACAUGUUGGGGUGGCGCAUUGCUUCAUCAAAAUUUAUCUGCGUCGAAUGCAGAAAAUGGAUUUCAUUGGGCGUUAUACGACGAACAUUUUCACAAAAAAGCGAUACAUCAGAAAAUGUGUCCAAAAUUUCCGGACCACUUUCGGGAUACAGAAUUCUAGAUCUCUCAAGAGUACUGGCUGGGCCUUAUUGCACGAUGAUCCUGGGCGAUCUAGGGGCAGAGGUUAUAAAGGUGGAAAGACCAGGAUUCGGUGACGACACCAGGUCAUGGGGUCCGCCAUUCAAGGGCCCGGAAGCUGUCUAUUUCCUCACUGUGAACAGAAACAAGAAGAGUGUUGCUGUUGAUAUCAAAUCCAAAAAAGGGCAAGCCAUCAUCAGGCAGCUUGCAGGUGAAUGUGAUGUACUGGUUGAGAACUACAUACCAGGGAAGUUGGACGAAUAUAACCUGGGAUAUCAGCAAUUAAAAACAGAUGCCCCGCGGCUUAUCUACUGCUCCAUAUCAGGUUAUGGACAAACUGGACCAUAUGCUAAACGAGCAGGAUAUGACGUCAUAGUCUCUGGAGUGGCUGGACUGAUGCAUAUCACAGGUCCUAAGGAUGGUGAACCUUGUAAAGUGGGCGUGGCUAUGACAGAUCUGUCUACCGGAUUGUAUGCGCACGGCGCUAUCAUGGCCGCCAUCUUACAACGACAGACAACAGGUCAAGGUCAACACAUAGACUGUGAUUUAUUUUCUACACAGGUAGCAUCAUUGGUCAAUAUAGGAUCUAAUUACUUAAAUAAAGGAAUGGAGGCGACAAGGCACGGUACAGCUCAUCCAAGCAUAGUCCCAUAUCAGGCUUUCCAAACCAAGGAUAGCUAUAUUUUGGUAGGAGCAGGAAAUGAUGGACAAUUCAAAAUUCUCUGUAAGGUUUUGAACUUGGAACACUUACAUGAUGAUGAGAAAUAUUCUACAAACAAAGCCAGGGUAGCAAACAGAGAAGAAUUAUUAGGAAUUCUGACAAACAUGUUCUCUUCGAAUUCUACGCAAUAUUGGCUUAAUUUAUUAGAGGAUUCCGGGAUUCCUUAUGGCCCAAUCAACAAUAUGGAAGCCGUAUUCAACGAUCCACAGGCAUUGCAUAACAACUUGUUACAAGAGAUUGUUCAUCCUACAGCGGGCAAUAUACGUAUUCCAGGUCCUCCCGUUCGGUUGAGUGAUUUCCCGCGUCCAUGUCCCACUGCGCCACCUACAUUAGGACAGCACACCGAUCACGUGAUGAAGGACAUACUGAAGUUAGAGACUGAUGAGAUUGAACAACUGAGAAGAGAACAUGUUAUACAAUGAAAAUUGUUAACUGUGUCCUGGAUAUUUUAAUGAUUACUGUCUAUAUUCUAUGCUUUAUUUUUUGUGAUCAAUGCUAUUUUAAAAAUUUAAUGCGUGUGCAUUGAAGCAUAUAGACUUAAGACCUAGAAGUUUUAGGUACAUGUUAUUUGAGGAUAGAAAUUUUCAUUAUGCCACCAAGUGAAUUGAAAUUGUUUUAAGGUAGCUCCAUCCUUGAUGACGUCUUUUAAGUGUUUGCAAAAUCUUUAUUUAAUUAAACUUUGCGCAUGAUAGAAAUAUAUCUUUUGGAGGAAUUUUAUUUCCUAAAUACAAAAAUAAAUCUGGUAAACUAUAAACACUGAAAAAGGUUAUAUUUCCCAUAAACAAUGAAUUUGGAAUUUUUUAGAAUGUUAUCAAGGACAAUAACUCUUAUCUUCUGUAUGUACACAUACAAUAAUUUCCCCCGAUAUCCACAAUUGAUUUAAUCAUAUGUAUCAAUAAAGUAGCUUUUUUAAAAUGUUGACGUUAUGAAUUGGUCAUUUUAACAAUUUAUUUUAUUUUUAAAUGAAAUUGUGCAAUUUUCUGGUAUUGACAUAUUCUUCUGUUUUUGUAUGUCUGACAUCUUUAAGAAGGUGGCAACAUACAUAUUUUCUUUGGUCAUUGAUUACAUUAAUCUAUAUUUAGUGGAAAUUAAUAGAGUUUUUCCACUUUCAAUCAUUGAUAUUGAUCAUUCCCUUGCGGAUGGAGCUACCUAAAUAGAGGGUGCAUACUUUGGUGUGUCACCAAUGAUCAACAUCCGUGUUUAAUGCCAAGAACACAUUAAAUACAUUCAAUGCUGUUUACCCAGUAGAUCCUGUGGCGUUUAUCGCUCAUCAGAUACAUGUAAUAAUGUACGAAAUUCGAACAGACACUGGUAAUGAAAAAAAAAAUCAUUGGUGUUACGAUAUUCUCUCAUAAACAUGCAUAUACAUGUAUGUGUGUGUAACUUUUAUUUGGCAAUUAUUUUGUCGCUGAUGAAAAAUUCACAAAAGAUCUCCAAUGUUGGUUUCACUCGUUUUCCUUCCAGCAAACUUGAUAGAUCUGAGGUUGGUGAAAGCGAUUAAGUGGAUUACAUUUACUCCAGUCAACAAGAAGAUUAGGUGCUGCAAGGUCAUCAAACAUACAUAUUCAUAUACAGUUGAACUGCGGUAUCUCGGAUACCAUGGAUAUGUCGAAGCGAGUUGAUCUGAAUUUCGACAAAUUUUUCCACAUUGUAAAACCCUGUUAAAUCAUUGCACGUACGUAUCUAUGAGGCUGUACGACAUGUCAUACAUUAUUUCACCUGUUUGAAUCAGAAUUAUUUAAUUUCAAGUCGGCGUUUACUAACAACCGUCACUCUGCCAUUUGAAGUGACAGUCGUGUGUACAGUUCAAACUUUCAGAUCAUCGGUGGUCUUAUCUGUGUAAAGCUGUGUAUUUUGUUACAACAGUACCGUGCCAUACGUUUAAUAGAAAUAAAAUUAUCAAAUACC
Molecule: messenger RNA, 2839 nt
Organism: Ostrea edulis (European flat oyster)
Lineage: Eukaryota; Metazoa; Mollusca; Bivalvia; Ostreida; Ostreidae
Product: succinate--hydroxymethylglutarate CoA-transferase-like
Exons: 14
Coding region: 37-1353 (438 amino acids)
Molecular function (GO): catalytic activity
Source: RefSeq, a predicted model, not a curated record